GGUGAAAUUGGAUGAGUGAUUCACGUGAAGACGACAAGGCAUCGGAAUUCCAAGCAGGAUUAAGCAAGCAAUCAUGGCGAAGUCAACCCCUGCUCAAUCUGCAAGUAUAAAUAUCCCCGAGGCCUUCCCAUAAGCUGCUCAUUCCAUACCAACUCAAGUAGCAGAAAUGAAUAGAAUCAUGCCGCAGCAGCAGGAGAGUAAGGGAGAGGCGCCGGCGCCGGCGAAGGGGCGGGUGACGGUGAAGGUGGGGGAGGAGCAGCAGCGGUUCGAGGUUCCGGUGGAGCACCUCAGCCACCCGCUGUUCGCGGAGCUCCUGGCGGAGGCCGCGGAAGAGUACGGGUUCAGCCAGCCGGGAGUCAUCGCCAUCCCCUGCGCCGUCGACCGCUUCCGCCAAGUCGAGGAGAUGAUCGAACGUGGACACUCCGGCGGCCACCGCGACCAUGCUCCCUUCGAUUAACAUAAGACA
Zingiber officinale is the source of this 466-nucleotide messenger RNA. Its product is annotated as auxin-responsive protein SAUR32-like. The record is from RefSeq and is a predicted model, not a curated record. NCBI's taxonomy places the organism in Eukaryota, Viridiplantae, Streptophyta, Magnoliopsida, Zingiberales, Zingiberaceae. Gene Ontology annotation, biological process: response to auxin. The transcript has a single exon. Bases 167 to 457 code for a protein of 96 amino acids.